This is a messenger RNA of Exaiptasia diaphana, 775 nucleotides long. RefSeq lists its product as uncharacterized. Bases 119 to 583 code for a protein of 154 amino acids. The transcript is spliced from 6 exons. NCBI's taxonomy places the organism in Eukaryota, Metazoa, Cnidaria, Anthozoa, Actiniaria, Aiptasiidae. The record is from RefSeq and is a predicted model, not a curated record.
ACUGAAACAGCCUUAGUUUAUUGUUAACCGACUGCCAAGUCCGACGCACGCAAUUUGUUUAAAGUGUGAUGACUCUACUGCAAUUGAACUACCUCAGGCAUAACAAGGAGCCUGCACAAUGCGUCUUUAUGUGGUCAUCAUUGCUAUCAUGGUAACAGUGUGUGUGUCUGCGCCAACCAGACAGGAUCAGAACAUAGAAGUGAGAAGAGAAAAAAGCAAAGGCCUCAACGCACAAAUUUCUCUUUUAAAGGAAAGAAUUGCUGCUUUAGAAAACAAAAUGAAAAAGUCUCAAGGUAGGAUCAAGGGAAGAAUUGGUGCUUUAGAGGGCAAAAUGAAAAAGGCCCAAGGUAAAAUCAGGGCAAUCAAAAAGGAACUGUGGUCUUACAAAGAAUUUUGCCAUAAAAGACAUACACACUGGCAACCAAGAUCCAAAGCCCCAAUCAUGUACCUUGACAGGCACCAUCUGUCAUGCUAUAAGCGUUACUAUCUCAAGAGUUUUGUUCUCGAGCGUCAAGGCAACUGGAAUAGCGCGUAUAUUCGAUACGCAUUCAAAUGUUGCAGAUAUGUCUUCAUUGUGCUUUAAAAACAACCGUUGGAUGUAACCUCGUCCCCAGUCCCUUAUCAAUCCGUUUGGAGUAGGGUGGGAUAUUCUAGACUCUUACACAGUCCCCUGCUCGGCUUUGGGUCUUCUCACACUGUGAGAAGACCCAAAACCGAGCAGGGGACCACUGGAAAAAAUCGCGCGCCAUAAGAGGUUGUAAAUUUGAUGUAUAUA